GAAGGGGUGGGGGCUUGGAGGAUUUAUAAAGGCUCACAAGCUUCUCAGAGUGCAAAAGAGAGAAGAAGAGAUAAAGACUCACACUUUUACUUGUGCAGAAUAACACAGAGGUGACGACCAUGCGAUCGCUUCUGAGGUGUGUGACUCUGUGCGCCGUCCUCGUGAUCACAAUGUGCUACGACUCUGAGGAGAGUAAUGAGUCUUAUGAAGACAUGUUUGUGAACCGCUACAGAGCAAACGCUUUCUUUAAUGAACGCAACAACCGCCAAUGGCAAAGACGUUACAAGCCUCAGGCUGAACUGCAAUCUGAGAUUUGUGAGAAUUACUUUAAUUGUCGAAUGUUGGCUCGUCGCCACGGCUCCCAGGCAGCCUAUCAGAGGUACUUCGGUGGUCGCCAGGUUAACAACGUGCUGCGCUACUGAGCAGACCUGCACACUGUGGGUCAAUGAACCGUCACACUGUGGGACGUUUAACAUGAUAUCUGUGUAAUCAAACCCAGCUUCUCUACAGUCACUGUUUUAUUUGUGUAUCGCUGAUUAAUCUUUCUGAUGUCUGACUCAGGUUAAAGCAGAUGAACUAAACAAACAUCAGGUGAUAGAAAUGACCUCAAUAAGAAGAUUUAUUAAUCACGAACAACUGAAUCAUGUUGUAAUGUGAACACAAUCUAGUUUAGAAUGGAAACCGGUCGGUAAACCGAAUCUGAUCAGUUUAUCAGCCGUGACCCGAUCGUUCGGUUUUUUUAUUUAGAACAGAAUCAAACAAAAUGACAUCUAAUAUUUUUAUUAAUUAUUAAAUUAAAUCAGAUUAAACCAAAUUCAUCUAAACUGAAUCUAAUUAAACCAGAUCAGAAUCAGCGUUUGUGUAAUCAAAUAUUUAUCUAAUAUUAUUUUCUGACGUAACCUUUGCUGUAUUUCUAAGUCUUUCUACUUACCCACACACACACACACACACACACACACACACACACACACUCAUUAUCUUCACAGAUGUUACCUCACACGCUUUCACGCAUAAUUACGGCUGUUUUUGAAAUGAUAAUAAUAAAGAAAAUGAAAUAAAAUGUUCAUCACAAAA
Messenger RNA from Tachysurus fulvidraco (yellow catfish), 1074 nucleotides. RefSeq names its product matrix Gla protein (gene mgp). Bases 120 to 422 code for a protein of 100 amino acids. NCBI's taxonomy places the organism in Eukaryota, Metazoa, Chordata, Actinopteri, Siluriformes, Bagridae. Gene Ontology annotation, molecular function: calcium ion binding. Gene Ontology annotation, cellular component: extracellular region. The record is from RefSeq and is a predicted model, not a curated record. The transcript is spliced from 5 exons.